CCUCCGGCCGGGGAGCUGACCCAGCCGUCGGUGAGCGAGCUGUCCGGGGCCGUGCGGACCAACAUCCUGUGCACCGGGCGCGGCUGCGGCAAAAUCCUGCCCAACAGCCCGGCGCUCAACAUGCACCUGGUCAAGAGCCACCGCCUGCAGGAUGGCAUAGUAAAUCCAACAAUAAGAAAAGAUUUGAAAACUGUACCGAAAUUCUACUGUUGUCCAGUUGAAGGAUGCCCUAGAGGCCCUGACAGACCAUUUUCUCAAUUUUCUCUCGUAAAACAGCACUUUAUGAAGAUGCAUGCUGAAAAGAAGCGUAAGUGCAGCAAUUCCUAUGGCACGGAGUGGGACUUGAAAAGGCAUGCCGAGGACUGCAGCAAGACCUUCCAGUGCCCGUGCGGCUGUCCCUACGCCAGCAGAACUGCGUUACAGUCCCACCUCUACCGCACUGGCCACGAGAUCCCGGCAGAGCACAGGGAUCCACCUAGUAAGAAAAGGAAAAUGGAGAGCUGCCUGCCCAGCCAGAAGUUGUCCAGUAAGCCCACCGAGUCCUUGAGCACCCAACCAGUUCCAAGACCAGACACUCAAGAACUGGAAACUUCAGAUGUAAAGCUGGUAGCUUCUUUUGAAGACUCUUGAACACCUCCGAGAUACCCCAAGUUGCUUUUACCCAAGCCCAAAGUGGCUCUGGUGAAACUUCCUGUGAUGCAGUUUUCUCCCAUGCCUGUCUUUGUGCCUACAGCCGACUCCUCGGCCCAGCCUGUGGUGUUGGGUGUCGAUCAUCAGGGUUCUGCCCCGGGUGCUGUGCACAUACUGCCCCUGUCAAUCGGAACCCUGAUCCUCGGCCUAGAUUCAGAGGCUGGCUGUCUUAAGGAAAGUCUCCCUCUUUCAAAAAUUGUAAGUCCUUUUGCUAUGGAGCCAGUUAGUACAGUUCAAGUGAACUUGGGGAAGAGCCUGUCUAAUCCUUUACAAGAACUAGGGAACACAUAUCAGAAGAACAGCAUUUCUUCAAUCAACGUACAGACAGAGCUGUCUUACGCCACGCAACACUUCAUACCUUCCACACAGUGGGCUGGGCCUGAUUCUUCUGUAUCGUCUUGUUCUCAAACAGAUUUGACGUUUGGUUCUCAAGUCUCCCUUCCCAUCAGUGUUCAUACGCAAACGUUUUUGCCCAGUUCUAAGGUGACCUCAUCCAUAGCUGCUCAGACUGAUGCGUUUAUAGAUGCCUGUUACCAGUCAGGUGGGAUCUCCAGAGAAACCCAGACCAGUGGAAUGCAAGGUCUGACAGAUGACCGAGUACAGAUGGACCAAGCUGUUGACAUUUUUGGGAGCAUCCAUUCAUCCUACGGUGUUUCUGCAGACAGCAUUAUAAGCAGCAGCUUAGUAGCGGAGACUGUCGCUCAUGAUUUGUUACCUCAGAACCACCCUAAGACUUUACAUCAUGAUCUUGAGAAAUCUGCAAUGAUUAUAAACUUCAGUGCACAGCACAGUAUGCUUCCUUCACAGAACAUGACAGAUAACCAGACCCAAACUAUAGAUUUAUUAAGCGAUUUAGAAAACAUCUUGUCAAGUAAUCUGCCCAGUCAGACACUGGACAAUCGCAGCCUUUUGUCUGACACAAAUACUGGACCUGACCUCCAGCUCCCAUCUGGCCCGACCCAGAAUCCCGCAAUCGAUUUUGAUACUGAAGAGUUUUUGUCCGCCUCAAAUAUCCAGACUCAAACUGAAGAGAGUGAGCUUAACACCAUGACCACCGAGGCUGUCUUGGAAUCACUGGACAUAGAGACUCAAAUGGACUUCUUCCUUGCAGACACAUCUGCUCAGUCCUAUAGUUGUAGGGGAAAUUCUAAUUUCUUAGGCCUUGAAAUGUUUGAUACGCAGACACAGACAGACUUAAACUUCUUUUUAGACAGUAGCCCCCACCUGCCUCUGGGAAAUAUUCUGAAACACUCCAGCUUUUCCAUGACUGAUUCAUCUGACACAGAGACCCAAACUGAAGGAAUCUCUGCUGCUAAAAACAUACCUGCUGUAGAGAGCAAAGUUCAUUUGAACAGUACAGAAACACAGACCAUGAAUUCUGGCUUCGAAACCCUAGGGAGCUUGUUCUUCACCAGCAACGAAACUCAAACAGCCAUGGAUGACUUUCUUCUGGCCGAUUUGGCCUGGAACACAAUGGAAUCUCAGUUCAGCUCUGUAGAAACCCAGACGUGUGCGGAACUACACACAGUCUCCAACUUCUAAAAAUGAAGUCUGAGCGUGCGACGGCAUUUACGAUUUCCUUCUGGGUUUGGAAAAUGGAGAGUAGGACAACAGUGUUAACACUACUGAAUGUAGUUACUGAUGCAUUUACUUCAAUUCUUGGAGGGUCUUUGCCUUUUGUACUUGUAAACAUGAAAUUUGUGUAUAAAUGUGAGUGUAUUAUAAAGUGUAAGAUGUUGAUCUAAAAA
Molecule: messenger RNA, 2438 nt
Organism: Mirounga angustirostris (Northern elephant seal)
Lineage: Eukaryota; Metazoa; Chordata; Mammalia; Carnivora; Phocidae
Product: ATM interactor-like
Biological process (GO): regulation of transcription by RNA polymerase II
Cellular component (GO): nucleus
Molecular function (GO): DNA-binding transcription factor activity, RNA polymerase II-specific; transcription cis-regulatory region binding
Source: RefSeq, a predicted model, not a curated record